This is a messenger RNA of Lindgomyces ingoldianus, 8006 nucleotides long. RefSeq lists its product as uncharacterized. Lineage: Eukaryota; Fungi; Ascomycota; Dothideomycetes; Pleosporales; Lindgomycetaceae. Gene Ontology annotation, molecular function: fatty acid synthase activity; oxidoreductase activity; phosphopantetheine binding. Bases 1 to 7704 code for a protein of 2567 amino acids. The record is from RefSeq and is a predicted model, not a curated record. The transcript is spliced from 6 exons. Gene Ontology annotation, biological process: fatty acid biosynthetic process; secondary metabolite biosynthetic process.
AUGUCGCCAACCGUCCAGAAAGAAGAUCUAGUGACACCCAUCGCGGUGGUGGGUAUGAGCUUUCGCGGUCCUGGGGAUGCCACCAAUACCGACGGUUUGCUGCGAAUGGUUGCUGAAGGCCGGGAAAGCCGGGCGAGGAUCCCCAAGCAAAAAUGGAAUAACGAUGCAUUCUAUCAUCCAGAUGGGAAUAGAUACGGAACGCAUAACGUCGAAUAUGGACACUGGUUCCAGCAAGAUGUGUAUGAAUUCGAUGCGCCAUUCUUCAACAUAUCUGCGCCGGAGGCAGCAGCUCUCGAUCCACAGCAACGUAUGCUUCUAGAAUGCUCGUACGAAGCUCUCGAGAAUGCUGGAAUUCCAAUGUCCAAGGUUGUCGGGACCGACACUUCGGUUUUCACAGCUUGCUUUUGCACGGACUAUACAGACAUGCUCUGGAGAGACCCGGAGAGCGUGGCUAUGUACCAGUGUACUAACUCGGCUUUCUCUCGAGCGAAUAUGGCGAAUCGAGUAUCAUACUCCUUCGAUUUGAAAGGCCCCAGCAUAACAGUAGACACGGCAUGCUCCGGGGGUUUAUCUGCACUGCAUCUUGGCUGCCAGAGUCUACUAUCUGGAGACGCAUCACAGGCCAUCGUUUCGGGCGCCAGUGUGAUAUUGGGCCCUGAGGCUAUGGUAACAAUGAGUAUGAUGAAGUUUCUCUCACCCGAUGGAAGAUGUUAUACUUUCGACGAACGAGCGAAUGGCUAUGCUCGAGGUGAGGGCAUUGCUGUUCUUAUCCUGAAGCGUCUAGGCGACGCAUUGAGAGACGGUGACACCGUCCGGGCUGUCAUUCGUGGUACUAGCUCCAAUCAAGAUGGCAAGACGCCGGGAAUUACUUUGCCCAAUGGCCAAUCGCAAGAGUCACUGAUCAGGUCGGUAUACCAGAAGACUGGCCUCGACCCGCUGGAGACCUCCUACGUGGAAUGUCACGGAACAGGUACCCAGGCCGGUGACACAACUGAGACCGCUGCUAUAUCUAAGAUCUUCAACCCCGGGCGCAAGUUGAAAGAUUCUCUCGUCCUUGGCUCGGUGAAAACGAACAUUGGGCACCUUGAAGCAGCGAGUGGGCUCGCAGGAGUUAUUAAAUCCAUUCUAAUGUUGGAGAAUGGAGUCAUAUUGCCACAGCGUAAUUUCGAGAAGGCCAAUCCUCGAAUUCCACUAAAGGAAUGGAAUCUCAGAGUUCCUACGACUGUUGAAGCAUGGACGUGCUUGACGCCUCGCCGUGCCUCGUUAAACAGCUUUGGCUAUGGCGGGGCGAACGUCCACGCAAUUCUGGAAAGCGCUGAAGAUUAUCUUAUGGCGCGUGGUAUCGAUGCUGGAAGGUACACAAGAAGAUCUGCCUUAGCGAUAAAGGCAAUCCAGGAUACUCUUGAUAUGGGCGGCAACGGAAUUCCCAAUGGCAACGUGUUCACUAAAGGACACCUCGACAUGAACGGUUUCGACAAUGGGAGUGAGUCAGACGACCCGGAUUCUGUCCCGCAACUCUUUGUACUUUCCGCGUUCGAUUCGGUCGCAGGGGAUGCGUGGGCAGGCAAACUCGCGGACUACGUCAGCCAGAGACCGGACCGAGACGACGCUGGAUUCCUCCAAAGCCUCGCUUUCACGCUCAGCGACAGGAGAACCAUUCAUCCUUGGAAAGCCAUUGUAGCUGCUUCAUCUGGGCAAGAUCUGAUUUCGCGGCUCAAGGCCGUCAAAUUCACCAAUAAUCCUCCUCCGAAGAAUCUUGGCUUUGUGUUCACUGGACAGGGUGCCCAGUGGUGUGGCAUGGGCAAAGAGCUCAUUUGUGGCUCACCACGCUUCCGAAAAAGCUUGGAACUCUGCGGAGCGGCGGUCCGGCAAGUGGGAGCAUCGUUUGAUGUCUUAGAUGAGCUUCAGAAAGACUUUCAUACUUCACAUAUAAACAAAGCGAUGUAUAGUCAGACCCUUUGCACGGCUGUGCAGAUCGCCCUAGUGGAUAUGCUCGAGUCCUGGGGUGUACGUCCCGACUGCGUCACUGGACACUCUAGUGGAGAGAUUGCAGCCGCAUACGCCGUCGGUGCGUUAAGCCUAGAGGAUGCAAUGCUCGUAGCAUACGCUAGAGGCUGCGCGUCGACGGAGCUUGCCAAAGCAGGUGUGAAAGGCGCCAUGGCCGCAGUGGGCAUGGGGAGGGAUGACCUUAUCCCGAUCCUCUCGAGUUUGCAGAGUGGAAAGGCCGUGAUAGCUUGCUCUAACAGCCCUUCCAGCAUAACUGUUUCUGGAGACAAGGCUGCUCUUGACGAGCUACACCAAGUCUUGCGAACGAAAGGCGUGUACAACAGGAAAUUGAUCGUUGAAGUUGCGUAUCACUCUCAUCACAUGGCACUUGUUGCGGACAGCUAUCGGAACGCCAUUAACAACAUUAAGGUGCUCGAGGGUAACGGCGUCAAGUUUUUCUCCUCUUUAACUGGCAAGCAGAGCGUCAUCUCCAAGCUGGACGCGGACUACUGGGUUUCCAACAUGGUAGGCGAGGUCAAAUUCGCCCAAUCUUUGCGCCAAAUGGCCAACCGUGGUGGUUCGGACAGUAAUUACCCGGUGCAGACACUGGUGGAAAUGGGCCCGCAUGCAGCCCUCGCUGGGCCAAGCAGGCAGGUACUGGAAGCAGAUGAGACACUCACCAAAUCGGCCAUUGAAUACUGGUCGGUCUUGGUCCGAAAAAAGGAUGCAGUGGCAACGGCAUUGGAGCUUGCAUCCAACCUGUUCAUGGCAGGAAAAGCUAUUAGGAUGGCUGCUGUCAAUCAGCAUGCUGAAUGCGGUAUUCCUCCGUUGAUCGACCUGCCCUCGUAUGCCUGGAACCACACCAAAUCAUACACUGCCGAAUCAAGGAUCAGUAGAGCAUAUCGUGAACGGCCAUUUCCCAGAGUCGAUCUUCUCGGUGUACUGGAGACUCAAUCCAGUAUGCUGGAGCCACGCUGGCGGAAUUACAUUCGCUUGUCGGAGAUACCUUGGGUGCGAGAUCACAUGAUCCAGUCCUCCAUCGUGUACCCGGCGGGAGGUUAUAUCAGCAUGGCAGUUGAGGCAGCGAGACAACGGAUUAUGAUGAGGGCGGCGGGCACACAGAUUGUAGGCUACCAGUUCCGAGAUGUUCACAUCAGCUCCGCUCUUGUCAUCCCAGAUGAACCUGGAGAGGUGGAAGUCGUAAUUACGCUCAAACCUUUCUCAGAAAGCGUCCGAUCGCCGUCGAGCCUGUGGGAUGAGUUCUGUAUUUCGUCCGUCUCGAGGGAGAAUCGAUGGACAGAACAUUGCCGUGGACUGAUUGCGGUUCGAACUCCAUCUAAGACAUCGAAUCCCGUCAACGGCCAGGCACAUGAUGAGUCGGAAAAGGCUGCUUACAAGGAGCUGGCUGAAACCUAUGACGGCAUCUGCGUGAACUCGACAGACGUCGCAGAGUUCUAUGAGCACCUUCACCAGAUUGGAAUGGACUAUGGUCCGACCUUCGCCAAUAUCUGCAGUAUACGCUCCGGGCGACGAGAAUGCAUUGCCGAAAUACAAAUUCCAGACACGGCCGCCGGUAUGCCGAUGCAAUUUGAGCAUGACUUUGUCAUACAUCCUGCGGUGGUAGACAGCAUCUUCCAGACCUUCCUCCCAGUGCUAGAAGCAAAUCUGGGCAACCUUCAGGAUGCUGUGAUCCCUGUCUCAAUCGAAGAUAUGUACAUCGCGCAUGGAUUGACGAGACAGCCAGGCAAGACACUGAACUCGUACACAGCGACAACCCCCAAGGACUACCGCUUCACCUCUGCGACCAUGACGGUCUUUGAAGGUUCUUAUACAUCUGGUAGCAAGCCAGUCGUUCACGUGGGCGAAAUAACCUUGGCGGCCCUGGACCGCCAUGAAGCGGGCGCAAAUGACAAUACGGUGCCAUCAAGGGCAUUAAAUAUGAAUUGGGCGCCUGAAAUAGACGCUUUGACAGAGCAGCAGGUCACCGCUAUCUGCACACCUCCUACAGCAACCGAGGCAUCGAUGCCAAUUCAGCUGAAUGAAGCUGUUCUGUGUCUACUCUGGGCUGCUCUCGCCAAGGUUCCCGAACAGAAAUCAGUGUCAGCAGGCGAGUACCCUUACAGACUCUGGAAGUGGAUGCACUCCCAAGCAGAGCAGUCGAAGGUCUCUAGGGAAGAUAAUGCUAUUGGUGGAGACGAGGUGUUCGGAGAGGUUGGUCCUACGGUACGACGGAUUGCCCAAAUACUGCCGGAUCUACUAGUUGGCGAGAGGUCGCCUGCGGACCUGGGGAAGGAGUACGACCUAGAUGCCGUCAGCGCUACCCCAGGGCUCUUUGAAAACAACCAGCCGGCGGCAAGCUACCUCUAUCUUCUCGCCCACAAGAAGCCAGAUCUAUCGAUCCUAACAUUAGGGCCCCAAUCAGGCCCAGCGUCACUGAACCUGCUCUCUCUGUUAACCAAUCUCGGCCACGACACGGCUCCCUUCACAACUUUCCAUUUCACCGAUACGGAAUUUGACUUGGAUGAAAUAGUCAAGGCCAAAUUUCCCGCCUGGGCUGAGUCAGUCGCGUUCAAGGGAGUCAACGCUGGCGAUGGCGGCGUACUUGAGGAUGUGAAUUCGCGAGGGGUCAACGACGCCUACGACGUUGUAGUGGCUUUCAAUGUGCAUAAUUCAGGUGAACAGCUAUCGAAAACGCUGACAUCGACCUUUAAGAUGAUCAAGCCUGGUGGCAGGCUCGUGCUGGUUAACAAUGCGGUGCAUUCCGCUGUCGCGACUAUUCUAUGGGGCCCCAUGCCCAGCUUUCUCUCAAGCCAGAGCGACCAUUGGGCAGACCUGUCGUCAUCGGCGGUGGACGCGGUGAUUCGGCAGACUGGUUACACGACGCAUGCUGUGCUUUCCAGAAACCGAAAGCCAUACGAUGCGAUGUUCCUCCGGACGGCAGCCACUCACGAGGUGAUGGGCCAGGUGAAAGACGCGCUCAUCGUGGUGGACGAUGAGCAGCCGGGUAUUGAUUUGGGGCAACUGCAGCGGUUGUGCGAGAAACGUGGGAUUGCGACGCACACUGUUCCACUAGAGCACGCCGACCCCAAGCCAGAUCAGGCGUGCAUCGUCCUCAGCGACCUCACAAAGCACGUGCUUGCUGCACCGAGGGCGUUGGAGUGGGAGGCGAUUAAGAGGAUUGCCCUCGGCGGGGCAGGGCUGUUGUGGGUAACCAGGGGCGCGGGAGUGGCUGGCGGGAGGGGUGUGGACCCCGAAGCUUCGCUUAUCUAUGGCUUUGCACGAACCAUCCGCGCCGAAACCGGGGAUAGGCCGGUUGUCACCUUGGAUCUCGACAGCUGCAGUAAUGCAAUAGGUACGACCGCCGCCGCCGUCAUUGCCGACCUCUUCUCGCGCACUAUUGCAUCUGCUGGCAACAAUGACGCGGCCGAAUGCGAGUUCGCCGAGCGCGGCGGAGUCCUUCACGUGCCUCGCCUCGUCGAGGAUGUCGACGCGAGCGAGCAGCUGCAGGCCGAGAAUAGGCCGCAGCCAUCCCAGGGUGUACCGUCGCCUCACCGACUGGACCAGACAGGCUCGUCGCGGCUCUUAGUGGGCACGCCUGGUCUGCUGGACAGCCUGCACUUCGCUCCUGACGAGCGUGUCGAGGGCCCGCUUGGGGUCGGGCAGGUCGAGGUGGAAGUCAGAGCGGCGGGCAUCAAUUUCAAGGACGUGAUGAUGUCCAUGGGCCAGAUUCCAGUCGAAAACUUGGGCUGCGAGUGCGCAGGCGUGGUGGUUUCAGUCGGGUCGGCCGUCGAGUCAGAUCCAGAGGCUCCCAGCAUAGGAGACCGAGUCAUGUGUCUCUCUGGCGGCUCGUUCUGUACGAGGCUCAGGGUUGAUGCUCGGCUCGUCCUGCGUCUUCCCGAUUCGCUUUCCUUUGAGACGGCGUCGGCACUUCCAAUCACCUAUGUAACGGCAUAUCACUCAAUUCACAACAUCGCUCGCCUGCGCAGGGGCGAGACCAUCCUGAUUCACGCGGCUGCGGGCGGGCUCGGACAGGCCUUGGUCCAACUGAGUAUGCUGGCCGGCGGCGACAUUUUUGUCACCGUGGGCAGCGUGGAGAAGAAGAAGCUAGUUAUGGAGCAAUUCGGUCUGCUAGAGGAGCGCAUCCUGUACAGCCGUGACACGAGCUUUGCCGCCGACAUCAUGCGGCUCACUCACCACCGCGGCGUCGACGUCGUCAUGAAUUCCCUAGCGGGCGAGGCGCUGCGGGAGAGUUGGGAAUGCAUAGCCCCGUACGGCCGCUUCGUCGAGCUAGGUCAGCGAGACAUCACAAUCAAAUCCAGGCUGGACAUGGCUCCGUUUGCCCGCAACGCGUCCUUUACGGCCUACAACCUGGCCUACACGCUGAGAAACGACCCCAGUGCGGUGCGGGAGGUCAUGGCCAAGGUGUUGGCGCUGUACACCGAUGGCAGGGUGCGAGGGCCGUCUCCGCUCGAGACGUACCCCUUUUCGCAGCUCGAGCAGGCGUUCCGUAGGAUGCAGACAGGACGACACAUGGGCAAGCUCGUGGCGGUUGUCCAGGGGCAUGACGUUGUUAAGUUUGCGGCAGCGGCAGCGGGCCGGCCCCUGCUCCGGCCCGACGCGGCGUACAUGCUAGUGGGCGGGCUCGGGGGGCUUGGUCGCGCCACCGCUAUGUGGAUGGCCGCGAGAGGGGCGCGUCACCUUAUAUUCCUCAACCGUUCCGGUCCUGACAGCGAGGCAGCUCGUGAGACGGUGGCCGCGUUACACGAUGCGGGCUGUUCCACUGUCGUCUUCGCUUGCGAUGUCGCGGACGCGGGUCAGCUCACUGCCGUCCUGGACGACGCCCGCCGACGAUUUCCCCCCAUACGAGGCGUUGUUCAGGGCGCCAUGGUCCUGCGCGACGCCAUGCUCGACGGCAUGAAGCUGGAAGACUACUCGGCUGUCCUGCGGCCCAAGGUGCAGGGCACGUGGAAUUUGCACGCCUGUCUGCCUGAAGAUCUGGACUUCUUCGUCAUGGAGUCUAGCAUCAGUGGCAUCGUGGGCAACACGGCGCAGGCAGCCUACGCUGCCGCAAACACGUUCCUCGACGCUUUCGCUUUGUACAGGAGGGAGCGCGGGCUUCCUGCGACCACUGUUGACAUCGGCGCCGUGGCUGGCAUCGGCUAUCUGGCGCGCAAUGACGCGCUGAGGCUGGCCAUGGAGCGGCAGGGCUUCGAUUUCACCGACGAAUCGCGCCUAAUGCGCCUUCUAGAAUUCGCUAUCCGGCACUCGGAACGCGAGCCUAGGCAAGCCCACAUCGUGACAGGCUUGGGAGCUUGGCACCCAGACACCUCAUUGCCAGCCCUGCGCGGGCCUGUUUUCUCGCGCUACCGCAUCAUGUCCUCGUUCGCCGGCGGCGCCGGCAAUUCCGAUGAUACGCUGCGCCGAGCCCUUAAGCAGGCGCCGAGCCUCGAUGCCGCUGUUGCCAUCAUCCUAGGUGCGCUCGUUGAACAUAUCGUCUCACGCACGGGCAUUCCACCCGAGAACGUGAGCCCAGCCAAGAGCCUCCAAGACUACGGCAUUGACUCCCUGGCUGCGGUCGAGCUGCGGAACUGGCUGUCAAAGGAGAUGGAGAGCACAGUGCCCAUCUUCGAGCUAUUGGGAGCCGAGUCUCUCGCCAUCUUGGCCACCGAAAUUGCCGGGCGAAGCAGGUUGAUCAUCACAGCCUAUGCAAGGACAUAGGAGAUGGUUUGACAUAUUCGUCGCUCGUGACUCGACACUAUAUCGAGUUCUGUGGACUUGUGCCUUAAUUUUGCUUGAUCUAUCUACUUUUUCUUACAUGGCUUAGAUCUAUCACCAUUUCUCUAAUACAGCUCUUUAUUUCAGCUAGUAAGAAAGCUCGGUCUGAUUUAGCUAGGUCUAAAAAAAGGCUACCUCCACAAAGACUGUCUCUAUGUCAAUUUAUAUUGUGGAUAUACAUAUGUCUUUCGUUUCGCUAUAUCUUUGAACACACCAGAACAGAUCCAUCAUGUAGUUAUAUAUGC